Molecule: messenger RNA, 861 nt
Organism: Salvelinus sp. IW2-2015
Lineage: Eukaryota; Metazoa; Chordata; Actinopteri; Salmoniformes; Salmonidae
Product: troponin I, fast skeletal muscle-like
Biological process (GO): skeletal muscle contraction; cardiac muscle contraction
Cellular component (GO): troponin complex
Source: RefSeq, a predicted model, not a curated record
CAUCCGACACCAUAUAUACCGUGUUUCAUGUUUCACUGCCUGUUGCUUGCCAGUCUUCCCUUCUUCCUCCAGGUGUGUCCUGCCCUCUUCCUCUUCCUUUCGUAGGGUGUGAAGCACAACAACAGCCAAAAUGUCGGAAAAAAAGAUGACAUCGAGUCGCAGGCAUCAUCUGAAGAGCUUGGUGCUCCAGAUAGCAUUUGAGCUGAUUGAAGUGGAGAAAAAGGAGGCUGAGCAGGUGAAAAAGAAUUUCAUGGCUGAGAUCCCUGCCCUGGAUUUGUCUGGAGAUCAAUCGGCGCUGAUGGAAAUGCUCAAAAAGUUGGCCCAUACCAUCGACAAGGUAGAUGAGGACAGAUAUGACGCAGAAUCAAAAGUGUCGAAGGCUGACAAAGAGAUUGAGGACUUGAAGAUGAAAGUGAUUGAGAUCCAGGGCAUGAAGAAGCCAGCCCUGAAGAAAGUGCGUAUGUCUGCUGAUGCUAUGCUCCAGGCUCUACUGGGAACCAAGCACAAGGCUUCCAUGGAUUUCAGAGCGAACUUGAAAGAAGUGAAGAAGGAGGUCAAAGAGGAGGCAGCGGAUGCAGUUGGUGACUGGCGCAAGAACGUUGAUGAACAGGCUGGCAUGGACGGCAGGAUGAAAAAGUUUCAGGGUUAAACACAGCUGUCUUUUCUCGUAUUGUGGUACAGAGAUGGAUUUAUAUGACCUUGUUGUUUGGCAUCCCUGCAGGAAGAGGAUCUUUGAUCCGAAAUGCUGUUCUUUUUUUUACUGUAGCUGUUCAACUUUUCAACACUAUGGUUUUGGAUCUCUUUCUCUCUCUGUCUCGCUCUCUCCGCCAAAUAAAACAAUAAAAAAUGUUUAAAAAGCUU